Acaulospora morrowiae is the source of this 402-nucleotide messenger RNA. The record is from the annotation of a GenBank genome assembly. Lineage: Eukaryota; Fungi; Glomeromycota; Glomeromycetes; Diversisporales; Acaulosporaceae.
AUGUCGGACGUUGAACAAUUUGCUUUUCAGGCUGAGAUCUCUCAGCUUAUGUCAAUUAUCAUCAACACUUUCUAUUCAAAUAAAGAGAUUUUCCUUCGUGAAUUGAUUUCUAAUGCUUCUGAUGCCUUGGAUAAGAUUCGUUACGAGUCCCUCACAGACCCUUCAAAGCUCGAGAGCUGUCGCGAUCUUUAUAUUCGGAUUAUCCCAGAUAAAGAAAACAAGGUUCUUGCACUCCGAGAUACUGGUAUCGGAAUGACAAAGGCUGAUCUUGUAAAUAAUCUUGGUACAAUUGCUCGUUCCGGCACAAAAGCAUUUAUGGAAGCUCUCCAAUCGGGUGCUGAUAUAUCUAUGAUUGGUCAAUUUGGUGUGGGUUUCUAUUCUGCCUACCUGGUCGCUGAUCGU